Molecule: messenger RNA, 896 nt
Organism: Fimicolochytrium jonesii
Lineage: Eukaryota; Fungi; Chytridiomycota; Chytridiomycetes; Spizellomycetales; Powellomycetaceae
Exons: 2
Coding region: 146-748 (200 amino acids)
Source: RefSeq, a predicted model, not a curated record
CAUAAAAGCCGGUCGAGCGGCCCCCGUCCCCUCCCUCUUUUCUCCCCAACUUGCAACCCAAAGACCGCAUCUGCCACCACCAGCAGAAGCCACCACCAACCGCCAACCACCAACCAUCAACCCCCAUCUUCGGCCGAUCACCAAGAUGGACGCAGUCCAGGCUUCGGCCUCAACUCUCUUUUCCCUCUCCGCUACGGACCUCCAUAGCGCUACGUCUGCCCCGGCGCCUGCGACCGGUAAGGUCGUUCGGUCGACGCCGACCCCCGGUGUCCCGUGGCUUGGCAUCCCACGGGACUUCCGGAGGUCGCUCCCGGACGACCUCACGGUGGUCAACUCUGUCCUUGGGACUUCGUUCCCCACCACCACCACCAAGAAGAGCGCGCGGGGGUGCUACCAGCCCCCCGACCUCUCCCGCCUCUCGGCGCAGCUCCUCCGUGAGGGCUGCCCGCCUCUCCACCAGUGUCUCCUUCGGGCGCCACUGGUGCCCAAUGGCCCGGGCCACUGGGACGAUACCCUGUCCCUGCGGCAGGUCGGCGCCAUUGCGGGCGCGUUGAAGUCGGUCCUUGAGGUUAGUUGCUGCUUGCCUGCUCAUCCGUCGCUAAGAGUCAUUGCUUUGGAUUGUUGCUUACUUCUUUCAAAACUUCUUCCUUUCCAUCUUCCGUGCGAUUCUUUACUUGAUGCUCAUCAGAAGAAGGUAACUAUCCAUCGCUUUGCUCUCGCAUCACACAUCCAUCGAACACACACCUAACCCUGCAUCUCCCCCUCUCCUCCUUACUUCCGCCUCACAGGACGAGGAGACGGCUCUCCUCCUCCAUGAAACGGCCGCGCUCCGGGCCUCCCACCUGGAGGAGAAGUCCCUCCUCGAGAAGGAGCGGGCCCUCCUUCAGGAGGAGAAC